AUGUCGGACCAUGUGUCCGCGGCUUCAAGGGAUGUAACUCCUAGGCUCGAUGAGCCCGAGCGUCGCGCUCCGCGCACGCUAUCAGUUACGAGUGACCUCGUUGAGGAUGUGGUGGUGUUCCACUACCAGUCUGACACUCCUUUUCCCCGGUGGAAUGACGAGGAAGGCGAGCCGCGCCCUGCUCGCGACUUGCGGACCCCAUGUCUGUUUCCUGACCUGUCAUCACUUAAGGGACGUGGUGUCAUCACCAAUGACCUCGACAAGGCACAAAGGCGGCAGCUGGAAGAUGCCCGUAAGGCGUCUCUGAUGCGCGCCCAUCCACGGUCAGUCAUUGACCCUCGUGUGGAAUAUGGCUUCCGCCCGACGGAUCCCUAUGUGAAAGCAAAGGACGCGGUCACUCGAUCGUUACGCGCCCAGACCAUCGGGGCUCCGGCCAUUUCGGAAGCUGGGCUUGCAGAACGGAAAGGUCUUCGAGCUCGUUUCUUGGUCCCACAAGAAAUUUCGCUGGACGUAUAUCGCACUCGUCUACGUGCUCAACGAGGUGGCUCUUAA
Molecule: messenger RNA, 552 nt
Organism: Plasmopara halstedii
Lineage: Eukaryota; Oomycota; Peronosporomycetes; Peronosporales; Peronosporaceae
Exons: 1
Coding region: 1-552 (183 amino acids)
Source: RefSeq, a predicted model, not a curated record